AUCCGCUCGACUCCAUUCCGCUGCUCUUCCUUUCCCCUCCCUUCCUCUCCUCCUCCUCCUCCUCCACUCUCGCUUCCCCCUCUUCCCCGACUCCUCAAUCAUCCCUCCUCCGUCAAAAUGGGUGUCACCUUCGACAAGUGCGAGACCCGCCCGGCCAACAUCGAUGUCAUCCUGAACGGCCUGGACCGCUACAACCCCGAGACCACCACUGUCUUCCAGGAUUAUGUCGCCCAGCAGUGUGAGGACCGCACCUUCGACUGCUACGCCAACCUGGCCCUGCUGAAACUCUACCAGUUCAACCCCCACCUCCUCCAGCCCGAGGUCGUCACCAACAUCCUCGUCAAGGCCCUGACCGUCUUCCCUUCUCCCGCCUUCUCCCUUUGCCUUGCUCUGCUCCCCGCGCACACCCAGCCCUUCCAGUCCUCUGACGCCGAAGCCCAAGCCGCCGCCCAGACCUCUGACUUCGUCGAGUCCAUCCAGAAGCUCGCGCGCCUCUCCACCCUUCUCGAGUCCGCCCAGUACACCCAGUUCUGGUCCACCCUGAACUCGGACGACCUGUACGCCGACCUGGUUGCUGACGUUGCCGGAUUUGAGGAGCUCGUGCGCAUCCGCAUUGCCGUCGAGGUUGGCAAGACCUUCCGUGAGAUCCCCGCCGAGGUUCUGGAGCAGUGGCUCGACCUGCGCAGCCGUGAGGCUCUCGAGAAGUUCGUCGCCGAGGUCUGCAGCUGGGAGGUUGAGAAGGCUGGUCCCAACGGCACCGUCAUCAAGGUGCCCACCAACAAAGAGAACGAGGCCCGCAGCGAGGUCAAGAGCGAGCGUGUCGACGCCGAGAUGUUCGGCCGUGUCAUCCGCCGGGGAUUCGAGCAGGCCGCAUGAGCGAGAUAGAAAUAUCCGCCCAUCGCACCAGCCUUUCUCGUCUUUGAUUCCCUUUUCUAUUCUUGCUAAUAUUUUGCCUCGAACGAUCAACUCUGGGGGGUUCCAAAAACCACCCAGACUUCGGUAUCGGUUUGUUGGAAGAAGAGAUCGACCGCUAAAAGCAAAACGGGACGAAGUAUGAUCGUUCCGCUUCGAAAACACUUCGGAGUCCAAAAAAAGAUGAUGAUGACGGGGGAUAGACCAGCAUGGGGAGGGUUGGGAAGUCCGGACCUGGCGCAAUUGGCGUUUUGAGUUUUGCUUCUGCAUGACUAGGUUGUUUUUAUCAUCAUCAUCUUCCUUUCCUUCUCCAUUAUCCUCACCUUAUUUCUCUCCACGUGAAAAUAACGCAAUUUCACCCAUGAUAUCCAUAUGUUCGUAUACACGCAAAAUCAGUGCCACCACCAAGCAAACCAACUUGAUGAUCAUGACCAGG
This is a messenger RNA of Aspergillus sclerotioniger CBS 115572, 1348 nucleotides long. Its product is annotated as CSN8/PSMD8/EIF3K family protein. Lineage: Eukaryota; Fungi; Ascomycota; Eurotiomycetes; Eurotiales; Aspergillaceae. The coding region runs from base 118 to 876 and encodes 252 amino acids. Gene Ontology annotation, cellular component: cytoplasm; eukaryotic translation initiation factor 3 complex. The record is from RefSeq and is a predicted model, not a curated record. The transcript has 2 exons. Gene Ontology annotation, biological process: regulation of translational initiation. Gene Ontology annotation, molecular function: translation initiation factor activity; ribosome binding.